UGAAACAGGGAGAGUCCUAGCCGAGCCGAGCUGAGCUAAUGUGCGCCGCUUUGACCAGAUUUAUUUGGAUUUCGCUGCCGAAACCGAAGACGAGACUCAUAUAAAUGAUUGUUGUAAUGAAAUACGAAUAGUGCUGAAUUCGCUACACACUAAAUACACCCUGUACGAGUGUGUACAAAUAGUUUAGAGCGAACGUAAUGAGGCUCAGGGGCUAAUCCUUCCUCUUCAUUCAAACUAAAUUGGAUUUCUCCGCCUUUUGGGAAUACGAGAUUGAUUUGACGAUUCUUUUCAAGGAUGACAGAAUACAAGUUGGUGGUAGUAGGGGCAGGAGGCGUGGGGAAAAGUGCACUGACCAUCCAGCUCAUCCAGAACCACUUUGUGGACGAGUAUGACCCCACUAUUGAGGACUCUUACAGGAAGCAGGUGGUGAUCGAUGGGGAGACGUGUCUACUGGACAUCCUGGACACUGCAGGUCAGGAGGAGUACAGUGCCAUGAGAGACCAGUACAUGAGGACUGGCGAGGGCUUCCUCUGUGUGUUUGCCAUCAAUAACGUGAAAUCUUUCGAAGACGUGCAUCUCUACAGGGAGCAGAUAAACCGGGUGAAGGACAGCGACAGCGUCCCGAUGGUAUUGGUGGGGAAUAAGAGUGAUCUGAGCUCUCGCACAGUGGAGACGCGUCAAGCACAAGAGCUUGCUCGUGGAUAUGGCAUCCCAUUUGUCGAGACUUCUGCCAAAACACGACAGGGGGUAGAAGAGGCCUUUUACUCUCUGGUUCGAGAGAUCAGGAGGUAUAAGGAGACAAACCGCAGCAAUAAGAAGAGCAAGAAACACACACAGAGACGUUGCAUUCUUUUAUAGCAAUACUUACACCCACUCUUGCACUACAUUCCUGGAAUAGCACUGUGCGCACACACACAUUCUGCUGUAGCAUCUCAACCCUUCCCCCUCCACUUUCUCUGUAAAGGAAAAAGCUCACUUGUUAGUGCAAGACGAUGAGAUCAUAGAGGAAGUGAUCUGUUAAGAGUCCCAAGUCAGGAACUUCAGCAACAGUGCCAUGGCUUCCACAGGUCUAGCUUUACUAGCAAAGUAAUUACAUUGAAUGUACUGCUACCUUUUUUUUUGGGUGCUGUUUUGCUAUAAGGGAACACAUUGCUUGCCAACUGCAGAGGUUCCUGAAUGGGACUUAAACUUUGAACCUCACUUGGAAUGUUUGGACCAUGUCUCACCAACUUAUUCUCCCUUUACUCAAGAGCCUCAAACAUGUAUGAAACUCCAGCUCACCUAUACGAAAACCAGGUCAUGCUGGAUUCUUCUGCCCCUUUUCAUUUUAACAUGUUCCAUAUGUACAUCAGUUUGAAGUGUUCACGACUAAGCUCUGGACCUCAAAUGAGCUUCCUACCUGUAACUAGCAUGGGACUGUGCUUCAGAGGUUGUCUUGUAUUUUGUCCUGUGGAUUUAGAAUUUAUGGGUUCAGAUGUAGAAGCCAGCCAACCCAGCUGCUUCUCUCUUUAGUGAGUGUUGGUGCUUAAAGGGUUCUGAACUCCUGCUCUAUUAUGCCCUUCAAUAGACCCCUGGGAAAGGUACAUUCAAAACCUUCCCACUUCUGUGUCCAUACACCACUGUUUAUGUCCCUGGCCCAAUCCCACUUUUUCCAAUAGUGCUAUCCCUCAAAGUGGAAGCUUUGACCAGGCCCCAGAGAGAGAGAAUUUUUUAUUGCAUUCACCCACCAAUGCUUAUAAAUGAGGGAAGAAUGCCACAGAAACAUAGAACAGGCCUAAAAAUGUGGUCUGACCACCUCUCUGAUACAUUCCUAUUGUCAUAGCGAUGAGUUAUAGGAGUUUUCUUUUUUUGUGAAUAAAGAGAAUUUUGGCUAAAA
Messenger RNA from Colossoma macropomum (tambaqui), 1876 nucleotides. RefSeq lists its product as uncharacterized. Gene Ontology annotation, molecular function: GTPase activity; GTP binding; GDP binding. The record is from RefSeq and is a predicted model, not a curated record. NCBI's taxonomy places the organism in Eukaryota, Metazoa, Chordata, Actinopteri, Characiformes, Serrasalmidae. The transcript has 5 exons. Gene Ontology annotation, biological process: Ras protein signal transduction. Bases 295 to 858 code for a protein of 187 amino acids. Gene Ontology annotation, cellular component: plasma membrane.